AUGCGGGGGGAUGCUAUGGAAUUUGGUCAGCUGACCCAUCAGUCUGUACGUCAGGUCAGCAUUGUGCGCCGUCCCGGAGUUGGAUUUGGAUUUGUUGCCGGCAGUGCUCAUCCAGUCGUUGUGCGAUCGGUCAUCUCAGGGGGUCCCUCAGAGAAUAAGCUGCUGUCUGGAGAUCAGAUCCUGGCUAUAGAUAAUGAAGAUGUGAGUGAGGCUUCAAGGGAAAGAUUCAUAGAGCUAGUAAGGAAUGCAAAAGAAUCCAUAACUCUGACUGUGCUACAUCCUCACCAGUCACCAAAAUCAGCAUUCAUCAGUGCAGCCAAGAAAGAGAAGCUGCGCUCCAACCCAGGAAGAGUCAGAUUCUCAGAGCAGGUGGCAGUUGGCGAGUCUGAGGCAGACAUGUUGAAAAUGAAGGAUAGUCCCCCACUGCUCCUCAUCCCCAAUGUGUUAAAAGUUUUCCUGGAGAAUGGGCAAAUUAAAUCUUUCACCUUUGAUGGAAGAACAACUGUUAAGGACGUGAUGGUCACUCUCCAGGAUAGACUCUCCCUUCGCCACCGUGAUCACUUUUCUCUGGUCUUGGAAUAUACUGCGGCUGAUCAGAGUCAAAAACUGUUGCUACUUCAGGACAAACAGCCACUGGCUCAUGUUGUGCACCGUACUCACUAUCAGGGGAUGAGAUGUUUAUUCCGCGUCUGCUUCUUCCCUAAAGAUCCAGCAGAAAUUCUUCACACAGAUCCAGCUGCUUUUGAGUAUCUUUAUAUACAGAGUCGUAAUGAUGUUAUCAGGGAACGGCUGGGAACAGAAAUGAAGCCAGAGCUCCUCCUUGGUCUCAGUGCCCUGCACAUAUACAUCAGUGUCAGCUCCUCUCGCCCAGGGCAGAAAAUAUCAUUACGUGGAGUGGAGAAGGAGUGGGGGCUGGAGCCUUUUCUCCCACCCUCCCUCCUCCAGGGAAUUAAGGAAAAGUCACUGAGAAAGGCACUUACCCAACAUCUCAAGAUUAAUCAGAAUCAGCUGUCUGGUAACAAGGUGUCUAUUAUUCAAGCAAAACUUCGUUAUUUGCGGAUUCUUAAUGAACUACCAACAUUUGCUGGAGUCCUGUUCAACACUGUGGGCAUGGAUGAAAAGACCCCAGCAACUACACUCCUGGUGGGUCCUCGCCAUGGUAUCAGCCAUGUCAUUGACCUGAAGACUAAUCUCACUACUGUCCUGAUUGAGUUUAGCCAGGUGACAAAAGUCCAGCUUUACCGAGAAUCUCAAGGUGUGGCGCGGGUGGAGACCGGAGUUGUGGACACCAAGCCCCUUGUGUUACUUAUGGAUUGGCCUGAGGCUACCAGUUUUGCCUGUCUUAUAGCUGGAUAUUACCGGCUCCAUGUGGACCCCAAGAAAGGGAUUUUCUACCGAGCUGCAGGUCACUUGCCCCCCCCUCAGAUUAUCAAGGCAGAUUACCUCAGUGUGCCCACAGUGCCACGCACGCCAGCUCCCAUCAAGACGUGCCCCACCCCUAGCAUUUCCUCAAACUCACUUCUCCCAAAGAGCUCAACCCCCACCACAGCCACUGACCCCUCCGAGAAUGCGGAGCCUGUCAAUCUCUGCUACCUCCACCUACGGAAUAAGGCGGGAAGAGACAUCAAUAAGAACAUUGUCACAGAGGAGACUCGACCCAGAACAAAAUCUGACCCAACGCCAAAGGCAUCCACCGAUCAGCCAGGUUCGAUGGGGUCCGGGAGUUCGCCCGAGGUCAGCAGGUCCCGUUCCUUCACUAUGGACACCCAGGUGAAACUGGAAAGCUCUCAAUUUUUUUGCGAUUCUUGUAAAGCAAAGAUGAAGAGCCGCCUUGGAGGGGACAGUGGGGGGGUGGAGUGCACAAAUCCAUGUGGAUCCUCUGCAUGCAAAGACAACAUGGUAGAUCUCAUAUCCCUGCCACCUCCAGAGAUCAAGAGAGGGGAUAAAGAAGAAGAAAAAGAGGAGGAGGUCAAUAGAGAAGCAGGAGAAUGUGAGGUUGGGGAGACAGUAUCCUUGCUUCCUGCUGCAGCUCCCCCUCCACCAGGUUUUGGAGACAACAGCUCAGAUGAGGAGGAGCCCAAGAGAAGAGUAGGGAAAAGCCAGGAAAAGGGUAAGGGACAGGAGAAGGUGAACAUAUUGCCAGGGCCUGGAUAUGAGGAGUUACCUGUCACAUUGAUAGACAGUGUUCAGCCAAGGACAGUCAGAGACCAUGCAAGGGAGCUUGAUGAUGCUCUUGUAUCCACUCUUCAAGCUCUUGAGGCAUUGGCUGCUUCUGAGGAUUUUCCCAGUCCAUCACCUCAACCAACAGCAGGCCUCAUUGUCCUUGCUGCCAUUACUCCUGAGUCUUCUCUGGAUUCUGGACAUGAAACAAAUUCCUCAGAACUGACGGAUGUAUCAGAGAUGAUGACAGCCAUGAAGCAGCAUCACAACACAGCCUACUUUCUGGCUCACCAUCUCAACAAGGAAAAUCUACUCUCUAGGAAGGAUUUACCUUUCCGGAUCCAGACUUGUGCUGCCCAGGCAAUCUUAACCUCUCCUUACUCAGUGAGCUGUAGAGAGAAUAGUCCAAAGCUUAAACCUGGCCUUAUAAAACAGAGUCCAGAAGGAAUGUCACCCAAACAGGAGCCAACAGUAUUACCCUUUAUUCCACGCCCUGUGCUAAAUAACGGAAAUUCAAAGCUAACAUCUCCUGCCCAAUUGAAGAAGGAAACAACUGUAGCUGCCAUACUGGUUACCCCUAAAACAUCACCUAACCCAGUAAAGAAGAGUCCCAGACCUUCACAGAUUUCUACACAAGGCUCUCCAUCACUACACUUGUCUCCUUCCACUGUCAAGAUGACUAAGGCUGGUGCUCCACCCAAGAAAGAGCAGGAGGCUGGAGAAACUUUAAAGACCCCUGGAAGUCCAUGUGGCUGCCGUCUGCCUCAGGGGAACCCACCUACUAAUAAUUAUGAUGAGACUAGAAGAUCUGGCAAUGAUGUUCUUCAUUUAUCACCAACAGAUGAUGAAAGGCUCCAUGCCAAAGCAUGUUCUGCUAGGAAUAAGGAAGAACAACUGCUGAACUGUGGCAAAGUGGAGAAGGAAUUGCCAAAAUCUCAUUCUGUUUCCACUAACAUACAAAGCCUAACCACAAUACAACCAGAGCCACCUGAGAAGAACUCCAAGGCCAAUGAGAUGCCCACUGUGUCAAGUAACAUCCCGCUCACCUCAGAAAGCACCAAAGUCAAUGUUAAGCCAGACAUGACUCCAGCUUCAGCUGCAAAGGACACAGAGAAGGUAACUGCUCAGAUACAAUUACAUGACUGUGAUGCUCCUGCUAAGCCCAGGGCCCGGGCACCUUUUAGACUUCGAAACCUCUUUUCUGCUACAUUCCCAACACGCAUGAGGCGGGAAACUGAUGAACGUCAGGCACAGCUACAAAAGGUCAAACAAUAUGAAAUGGAGUUCCUGGAAGAACUGCUAAAGCCCCAAAGCAAGUUAGGAGCUCAGCGCAAGGAGAUUGUUCAUCCACUGGUUCCUGGCCGCUGUUCCUGUCAGGUUCGUAGCAGCCCUGUUCAAAAAGUGCCUGGAAUGUCUCGUGAGCAGCGGCGGAGCUGUGACUGCAAACGCAUCAUAAGAGGUAUACGAAUUCCUCCAAACCCUCCUCUUGAGCCUGAGGCCAGAACCAAACCUCUGGUGAGAGGGGAACGCCCUAGACUUGUCCGCUCAUCUAGUUUGGAGUCUCGGGGCUCAGAGAAGAUAACUUCAUGUAUUACCACCAGUGCCACACAGGCAGAGAGUACUGCUCUGUACACAAAGUUGGCUCGUAGAUACAGUAUCAGUGAUGGAGAAAAGAAUGAUGUGCCUCCUAGUGUCCCUCCAGCCAAGAAAUGUGAGCCAACUGCAGUAAAAAAUAGAAUGUCAGAGAACCAGGGAAGUAGGGAAGACAAGAAGUGUCCAGUUGUCCUUCCUCGACAGGAAGAAUCAUUCUCUAAUAAAACCAAAUUUCCUGAGGAGGAGGUAGAAAUUGUAGGAGAUAAGUGUUGCUCCAUUCGUCACUGUUUCAACUGCAGGAGGUGCUCAUCAACUGAAGAUGGGAGUGAGAGGGAUGAACUAUCCUACUCAAUCCCCAUGCAGAUCUUGCCCGGGAUGAGGCUAAAUACAGAAGCUACUCCAGUAGUAAGUAGGACCCUUCAAGUGCUGGAUGCUACUGUGUGCAGCAGCCCAGAGGAGAACCAGACACAAGAGAUUGAUCUUCGGACCUCAACCUUUGAGGGCAGUUUAGCCAAGGUAAAUGCUUUACGUGGACGCUCCUACUCAAUUCCUGAUGGCUUCCUGUCAGUGCAGCUUGACACCAGUGAACUGCUCACUGUCUUACGCCAGUGUCUGGUCAGUGCAGAAGCUGGAGAACCAAAGCCAGACACAGUGCAGCUGUCAAAACAUAAGCAAGAGUUAACUUUGCGUUUUAAAGAGUUCAGGGCCUCCUGUAGGAGGGUAGCUGGGGUGGACAAAAGCCCAGACCAUAUGCUGACUGCUAUUACCUUCAGUUUUCAGGUUCUGUGUGGUCUAAUUGAGGCCUUUGUUAAGCUGGUGUUCCUGAUUAGGUCAGAAAGUCAGAGGCAGGAACUACUGGUGAAAGUGGAGGAGGUAGUAAGAAAUUAUACCUUUCUUCUAAGGGCAGCAGAAGAGUCCAGUGCUCGGACACUAGGACAGAGCCGGACUGUGGUGGGACAGCUGGCCAAGCAGUCAGCUACAGUAGCAACUGCAGUCAGCACUUUCUCUCGUUCUAUCAAGACUCUGAUAAGCAAAUAG
Messenger RNA from Bombina bombina (fire-bellied toad), 4791 nucleotides. RefSeq names its product FERM and PDZ domain containing 3 (gene FRMPD3). The coding region runs from base 1 to 4791 and encodes 1596 amino acids. Gene Ontology annotation, cellular component: cytoskeleton. Gene Ontology annotation, molecular function: protein binding. The transcript is spliced from 14 exons. NCBI's taxonomy places the organism in Eukaryota, Metazoa, Chordata, Amphibia, Anura, Bombinatoridae. The record is from RefSeq and is a predicted model, not a curated record.